Nycticebus coucang (slow loris) is the source of this 775-nucleotide messenger RNA. RefSeq names its product cysteine-rich venom protein Cau1-like. The record is from RefSeq and is a predicted model, not a curated record. NCBI's taxonomy places the organism in Eukaryota, Metazoa, Chordata, Mammalia, Primates, Lorisidae. The transcript has 6 exons. The coding region runs from base 1 to 624 and encodes 207 amino acids.
AUGACGAUACAGCAUUUAACUCUCGCUUCUCCUUUCCAUAAGCUACAUGGACUGCUACAUAGCAUUUACUUGCUUCAACUAGACAAUGAUGUUGUCAUUGAUGUUGCCCACAGUGAUGCUGGUGGACAUGUGCUUCAUGGUACUGCUGCAACAUGCUGCAGGCAUGUUGCUGGCUGUGGGGAGAAUUUAUUCAUGUCCACUGCUCCCAAAUCAUGGUCAAAUGUAAUACAGUCUUUUUAUGAUGAAGGUGAAGGUUCUAAAUAUGGAUUGGGAGGUAUUCAACCAAAUGUGAAGUUUGGCCAGUACACUCAGCUUGUUUGGGCCACUCCCUGUGAAAUUGGUUGUGCAGUAGACUCUUGUCCUCCUGCUGCCUUCCGGUAUAUCUAUGUCUGCCAUUGUUGCCCUGGGGGAAACAAUGUGGGAACCAUGAUGACUCCAUAUAAAGCCAGAAAACCAUGUGGAGACUGCCCUGAUCAUUGUGAUAAUGGGCUUUGCACUAAUCCCUGCAUGUAUGCGAAUAAAUACACCAAUUGUGCUGACCUGGUCGAAAACCUAGGAUGUGAUGCUCACAUGACAAAAGGAAACUGCCAAGCCACUUGUAAAUGCGCUUCAAAAAUAAAAUAAAACAUUCUUUAAUGGUGAUGCUUCUUCUCAAGGUCAAAUGUGCACAAUUUAAGGAUAUUUUUAAAAAUAACUGAGAGUAAACUAUAAAUGUCUUACCACAAAAAAUAAGUGAGGUGAAGGUUAUGUUAAUCAGUUUUGAUUAAAGCAUUCC